UGCAGUUGCAACAUUUCAGAAGACAGGGAGCCGUGCGUGAACACGAGAACUUGGCUGGAACGGCUCCACCGAUUUAUUAUAAUCAUACGCACGAUCCGGUUCAUAAAACGUUUGGUUGCUGGCCCUAUAAAACAAGAACACAACAAGGAUGGAAUGGCAGCCAGAUGAACAGGGCCUCCAGCAGGUCUUGCAGCUCUUGAAAGACUCCCAGUCCCCAAACACAGCCACACAAAGAGCAGUGCAACAAAAACUAGAACAACUGAACCAGUUUCCGGACUUCAACAACUACCUGAUCUUCGUGCUCACCAGACUUAAAACUGAAGAUGAGCCCACUCGUUCUCUGAGUGGUCUGAUCCUAAAGAAUAAUGUGAAGGCCCACUACCAGAACUUCCCUCCUGCCGUGGCCGACUUCAUCAAGCAGGAAUGUCUCAACAGCAUCGGGGACCCCUCCCCCCUCAUCCGCGCCACCAUCGGCAUCCUGAUCACCACCAUCGCAUCCAAAGGGGAGCUGCAGACGUGGCCUGAGCUGCUGCCUCAGCUCUGCACCCUGCUCAACUCUGAGGACUAUAACACCUGCGAGUUUGGGCUGCAGAAGAUCUGUGAGGACUCUUCUGAGCUGCUGGACAGUGAUGCCCUCAACCGGCCGCUCAACAUCAUGAUUCCCAAGUUCCUACAGUUCUUCAAGCACUGCAGCCCCAAGAUCAGGUCUCAUGCCAUUGCCUGUGUGAAUCAGUUCAUCAUUGGCAGAGCACAGGCUCUGAUGGACAACAUUGACACCUUCAUAGAGAGCCUGUUUGCGCUGGCCACAGACGAGGACUCGGAGGUCAGGAAGAACGUGUGUCGGGCGCUUGUCAUGCUGCUGGAGGUCCGCAUCGACCGCCUCAUACCGCACAUGCACAGCAUCAUCCAGUACAUGCUGCAGCGUACCCAGGACCCUGAUGAGAACGUGUCGCUGGAGGCGUGUGAGUUCUGGCUCACGCUGGCGGAACAGCCCAUCUGCAAAGACGCGCUCGCAGGACACCUCGCGCAACUAACGCCCAUACUGGUCAACGGUAUGAAGUAUUCGGAGAUCGACAUCAUCUUACUCAAGGGCGACGUGGAGGAGGAUGAGGCCGUACCGGACAGCGAGCAGGACAUCAAGCCUCGUUUCCACAAGUCCCGCACGGUCACUCUGCAGCACGAGGGGGGGGAGGGAGAGGAGGGAGAGGACAUCGACGAGGACGACGACGACGAUGACGACACACUCUCCGACUGGAACCUACGGAAGUGUUCUGCGGCCGCUCUGGACGUUCUGGCUAACGUGUUCCGUGACGACCUGUUGCCCCACCUGCUGCCCCUGCUGAAGGGCCUGCUGUUCCACCCCGACUGGGUCAUCAAGGAGUCCGGCAUCCUGGUGCUCGGCGCCAUCGCAGAGGGCUGUAUGCAGGGUAUGAUCGCGUACCUGCCCGAGCUGAUCCCCCACCUGGUGCAGUGCCUGUCGGAUAAGAAGGCACUGGUGCGCUCCAUCGCCUGCUGGACGCUGAGCCGCUACGCCCACUGGGUGGUCAGCCAGCCGCCCGACCAGUACCUGAAGCCCCUAAUGACCGAGCUGCUCAAACGCAUCCUCGACGGCAACAAGAGGGUGCAGGAGGCCGCCUGCAGUGCGUUUGCUACGCUGGAGGAGGAAGCCUGCACGGAGCUGGUUCCCUAUCUGGCCUUCAUCCUGGACACACUGGUCUUCGCCUUCAGCAAGUACCAGCACAAGAACCUGCUCAUCCUCUACGACGCCAUAGGAACCCUUGCAGAUUCCGUCGGACAUCACCUUAACCAGCCGGAGUACAUCCAGAAGCUGAUGCCCCCCCUCAUUCAGAAAUGGAACGAGCUGAAGGACGAGGACAAGGACCUUUUCCCCCUGCUAGAGUGUCUGUCGUCGGUGGCAACAGCGCUGCAGAGUGGAUUCCUGCCGUACUGUGAGCCUGUGUACCAACGCUGCGUCACUCUGGUGCAGAAGACCCUCGCUCAGGCCAUGAUGUACACUCAGCACCCUGAUCAGUACGAGGCGCCGGAUAAGGACUUCAUGAUCGUGGCGUUGGACCUGCUCAGCGGAUUGGCCGAGGGCUUGGGAGGACACGUGGAGCAGCUGGUCGCCCGUAGCAACAUCAUGACCCUGCUCUUCCAGUGCAUGCAGGACAGUAUGCCAGAGGUCAGACAGAGCUCUUUUGCGCUGCUUGGAGAUCUGACCAAAGCCUGCUUCCCCCAUGUCAAGCCCUGCAUUGCUGAGUUCAUGCCCAUCCUGGGCCUCAAUCUGAACCCAGAGUUCAUCUCUGUGUGUAACAAUGCCACGUGGGCCAUUGGGGAGAUCGCUAUGCAGAUGGGUAACACACACACACACACCACACACACACACUAAACAGUGAGAACAUACAUUCUGUACCUCACAGACACACUCUCAGCAUCCAUCUACCCACCAGUCUACCUACCCCAGAGUCCAGUCCUCUCUUCCUCUCCUCUCUCCCUCUCCCUCUCUCCCUCUCCCUUUCUUUCUCUCUUCCUCUCCCUCUGGUGCUCAUCCUUGAGGAAUAUCCGUGACAACGAGGAGAAAGACUCGGCAUUCCGCGGAAUCUGCAUGAUGAUUGGUGUCAACCCAGGCGGCGUGGUCCAGGACUUUAUCUUCUUCUGCGAUGCAGUGGCAUCGUGGGUCAGUCCAAAGGAUGACUUGAGAGACAUGUUCUAUAAGAUUCUGCACGGUUUUAAGGAUCAGGUCGGGGAGGAGAAUUGGCAGCAGUUCUCAGAGCAGUUUCCACCACUACUGAAGGAGCGGCUGUCCACCUGCUACGGCGUCUAGCACACACUCCAGACACGCGGCACGCCUGAGAGGGCCACCUGCAGAAGGAUGCUCCUCCAUGUCUGUGCUCAGCUUCCCUGACCAAGGGAGAGGGAUUGUGACGUCGCCACACACACACACACACACACACACACACACACGUGCGCAUACAUACAUGCAUACACGCGCACACACACACAUAACCUCUCUCUGAUGCGUGUGUGUGUCUGUAAGGGGAGUGGGGAGGGGGGCGGAGUCUUGUUGUAAUGACGACACUGGGUUGGGUAAAUGACGACAUGGGAACGGGCGAGGGCUCCUGAUUGGCUCUCAGUUCUCCAUAUGGGUUAGAGGGGGUGUGGCCUCUGCCAAGGGGUUAAGGUGGGUGGGAGGGCAUGCAGGCAAUUAUCCUUCCAGCCAUAGCCACACACACACACACACACACACACACAAUGUACUCAGGCGUGUGUGUGUGUCAUUCACUAGUCAAUAACAUGCCGCGCUAUUGGCUGGACUGUAGAGCCAAAAAUCCUUUAGCGCCCCCCACUGGCGGGCUUUAGGUAUUCCACAACCUCAGAUGCUCCUACAGGUGUCUUUUCUUUUGGUAAAGGGGAGGGAGGGAGGGCAGCUAGCUCCACUCAUCUUUGUGCCGCUCAGUCGCUUGUGGCCCAUAUCCUGCAGGUAGCCGGUUCCCACCGGGGUCCACUCGGGCCCGGUUCCGGGGUCCACUGCUGUUCGUGACUUCACCCCCACCCCCCAUUUCAUGUAAUCCUCCUGUGGUCAGUGCACAUCACUCCUCCAGCCUGCAGGGGGCGAUCUAGACUGUUUUCUCUGCAGUCAUGCUGUUAGACGCAUUGUUAGUCCCCCCACACCACCCCCUGUUGCCUAGGAAACCUGAGACGAGUCCCUUCCCCUUGGCCAUGCUGUGGGCGGGGUCCCAGGGAGGAAAUGAGCAUCGUCAUAGCGACUGUUACCGUAGCAAUGCACAGGUGAUGAGUGGUAUCCAAGGGAGACCCAGCCGUGGUUCAGAGCCAAGGUGUGUGUGUGUGUAAGCGCAUUUGGGCCUUGGUAGUGGUUGUCCGCAGGUUUAGAUCAUUCUCCUCCGAUGUGAUGUGUGUAGCUCUGAGUACUAGUGGGCGGGUAAAUGCUGAGGUAGCGUGUGUGUGUGUGUGUCCUGAGAAGAUGUGUAUUGAAUACUUGAGAUUGAGCUCUGGGCAGACCUGGUCAGGUCCUCCGUCUGCAUGGGGGUCGGACGCCAACACUCUAAACAUGGUAGUCACAAUGCAAGCCCAUACUGUAGUUAACCACAAUCAACUCGCUGCUGCUGCUUUUUAAAGAUGUAUCUAUGGACUAAAUCAUCACAAUAAGGCAUCAAUAAGAUGGUUCCAGAAUGUUUUGUUUCAUUUUUUUAUUUGUUUUUUAAAAAUGCACUUUUUUUCUCUUUUUAAGGAAUUUCAGUUCUCCCCCCGUAGACACAUGUAGCCUAGAUUCCCAACUAGUCUCCGUUCACACAAUUCAGUAGGGAAUUGGGAUAAUAGAACCGUUUAGGGAAUCUCUUUCCGAAAUUUAGACAGUAUCCAACACGGAGACGAGAUGUUCUCCAGGAUGGCUUCAGGGUUCCUCACCCUCGUGUUCUAGUAAUGAGCAACCUUAACUCCUGACUGCAUCUGGUUUGUUCAUCUGUGAAGCAAACACAAAGAACAAAUAUUGUCCUAAAAGAACUGAUGUUCCUUAGUAGAACGUUGAGGUUCUAGGAGAGGAUCUGGUGCCAAGGAGUGUGCUGGAGCACCACAGUGCUGGGGCCUCUAGAACAGGCGAGGUGCGGUUCUAGGAGUGUGGGUGAGGACAUGAGGGUGCUGUUGGGCUUAGACUAGUCCUGCUCUGGGAAAGAUGGGUGGGGUCAGAGUUUACUUGGAGGUCAGAUGGUGUCCACUUCUACGCCUGCUUCUCCAUCUCCGUUUUUGAGAUCCGCUUCCGCUGUGGCUCUUCCACUCUCUGUUUUGGUAAACCAGUUCAGAGGCUCUGCAGCUAAUCCAGUUCAGAGGCUCUGCAGCUAAUCCAGUUCAGAGGCUCUGCAGGUAAACCAGUUCAGAGGCUCUGCAGCAGCCCCCCGACCCAAUCUCUGGACGGCCCCCGACCCGAUCUCUGUGUGCCGGACGGUGCACAUCAUACGGAUGGGUGCCACACCAAGGGCUUCUCAUGAAGGCUGCAGUUGGGCUAUCUGGCCUCUAGGGGCCGUCGUACUUCACACUUUAGUUUAGCUGCCGCUGCUCACUGGAGCUGGAUAGUGGACACUUGACUCUCUUUUUGUGGUUAGUUGCUGUUUGAGCGCCACUCUUCCUCCUGGUGGCUUCAGGCGAGGGGUUGCCCCUGUAGACCACGUGCUACACUUUUCUAGGCAGCUUUCAUGUUCAGGACAACACCAGGUGGGUGGCGGCAGGUGUGGGAGGGGAGACAUCUCGUCUAAGGGCUGUUUGAUUACCUGUGGGGAUUCAGGAAACCCUUAGAGUGGGAGUGGG
Molecule: messenger RNA, 5319 nt
Organism: Alosa alosa (allis shad)
Lineage: Eukaryota; Metazoa; Chordata; Actinopteri; Clupeiformes; Clupeidae
Product: transportin-2-like
Exons: 23
Biological process (GO): protein import into nucleus
Cellular component (GO): cytoplasm; nucleus
Molecular function (GO): nuclear import signal receptor activity; small GTPase binding
Source: RefSeq, a predicted model, not a curated record